Messenger RNA from Leishmania major strain Friedlin, 3777 nucleotides. RefSeq lists its product as hypothetical. The record is from RefSeq and is a predicted model, not a curated record. The coding region runs from base 1 to 3777 and encodes 1258 amino acids. NCBI's taxonomy places the organism in Eukaryota, Euglenozoa, Kinetoplastea, Trypanosomatida, Trypanosomatidae. The transcript has a single exon.
AUGUCCUUUGUGUGUAGAGGCCUGCCGCGAAGCGAACGGCUCCUUCCACUAGAGUCCACAGAGGUUCUCGGCUCGACUGAUUCAUUUCUCCUGCACGUCCUUCACCGUCGCCACGACGGAGACGGGGACGCAGGCGAUGCGCCGUGGCAUAGCAAGCGGCUGCGCGAGCACGUGUCGCUGUACUGGGAUCAGCAGCACACGUACCACUCUUAUCACCGCACGCUGCUGCACGCGGUGCGAUCGACGCGCGGCCCGGUGCGCUUUGCCGGUUUUCCGCAAGUGCGGACUGCGCCGAAGCGCACGGGCGUGGCGUCAAGAGCGGCACCCGCUCCGGAAUUUGAUUGGGCCGAGUGCACCGGAGCACGAGCCUCAGCGAAUGGCAGUGCUUUCCCGCCGUCUCAACUUGGCGCGGAAGCCGCCACGGCCGCAUCCUCAUCUCCGCCACAAUCUGCCGAGGGCGUGUUGCCGCCGCCACGCUCACUCGCGGCGUGGAACUGGAUAUCUCUGGUUGCUCCGUACGAGCGGCUGCUGUGUCCCUCGCUGCUGUACAGCGCAUUGCUUUCUCCCUCUGUCGGCGGAUGCACAUCUCUAUACUACGCCACACAGCAACCAUUGCCAGCACCUGAGGCUACUGCUACACCUGCUCCCACUGGGUGUGUGCGCGCGCGGUGGAGCACGCACACGUGCCAAUCCCUAUGGACCUUGCACUCCUUCGCUGCCGAGGCUUCGAUACCGGCGCAGGAAGUGUACGUUAUGUGCGCGGGCACGAUCAUGUACCUCGACGUCAUCGUGACAGCUGGCAGGGUUUGGUCCGAGCUCGAGGGCCUGUGGGGCAACGACCUCAUCGUCGAACUUGAAAGAGAGCACGCGACGAUGCAGACGGGCUGCCCUGAAAACAGCGAAACCGAGACCCGCCUGCAGCUGAGCUCGUUGAAGUCGUUCCUCUCUCAGCCUCCGCAGACAUACGCGGAUAUGCUUCAGCACGUGCGUGUAUUGCUGGAAGCUCUCGCACGCACCACCACAGCAGCCGCAAGCUCCAAUGAGCCCGCGGCGCCCGAAGCGGCGAGCACUGCUCUCCCUCGCCCUCUCGCGCCGUGGCUUGAGGCUGCGAUGGGGAGGGAAGUGUGGACCUCUGCUCCAGAUACCUGGACAGCCGGCAGCGACAGCAGUGGUGGCAAUGCGAGCUCCGUUGCAGUACAAACUCUGAGGCACGUCGUUGCAGAGUGGCUGUCGCGGCGUGGCGUCACUGUCACCGCCACCACACCAACCGGCAGCCGUGCGGUGCCGUUGCCAGCGCGCGAUCUUUGCCUGUCGCGAGGAUCGAACCGCGGUGUGUCCGCCUCUCCCAAGUCAGUCAUGCUCUCCGACUGCUACUCUGCGCGUGCAGGGUCUCCCGCGCCGCGUGCGGGCACACGGCGGCAACCCAUGACUACCGCGAGGUCCACCGGCGCUGCGACUGCCGCCGUCUCCAUCACCUUUGAGCCCUUUGAGCCGCACGACACGCCUCGCGAUCAGCACCCCUUCUUUCUUCCGCCACUUCCCCAAGACCCUGCGUUCAUCGCCUUCGCUGUCGUGUGGCGACGCACGCUGCGGCGAUGCGUGCUCGAGCCGGACAUGCUGCGGCAACGCCUGCGCCAGGUGAUUCUCGGCUAUACAGGCCAGCGCUGCGAGGAGCUCCUUCGCGAAGCAAGGCAGCAGCAGUUGCAGCGGCAGCAAUCUGUGGACUCGUUCACCGUAGCCGGACCAUGCGAAGGGCCAUUGUCGACAAGGGCAUCAACAGACCAGGCAGACGUUAUAGGCAAGAACAGCGCCGCCGCCGAUUCCGCUCUUGGUGACGCUAUGCUCACAUCUUUGCCGUCCUUGCCCGCGGCCGCAGCGCCUCCGUCUUUACUGUUGCUCACCUGUGACCCUAUUGCUACUUCGUUCCACGUGUUGGGCCCCCGCUGCGGAGAAUGGCUGACGUCCAGCCGCGGUGGUGGCGGCUGGAGCGGCUUUCGGGGAGAGCUGUUCCGCUGUGUUGGACCGCCACCGCCGCCGUUGACGGUCGCACCAUUGUUGAGCGGUACCCGAGCUGCGCAGGCGUGUCGUCGGCUUCUGCCGUCUUCGGGCACUGCUUCCUCCGCCGUAGCCUCUGCGCCGUCCGCGGAGCAGCUCACCGAGAUCUUUGUGGACGGGGCUCUCGAGUUAGACAGCGCCGGCGGCGUUUCUUCGGCGUCGUCCGCGGCCCCCGGCUCGCGUGUUCCGCCCUUGCUGUACAGCGCUGAGGAGUUGGCAGAUCGGCUCUGUCGACUUGGCUCGGCGUUGCCUCGCUACGCCACGGAGGUGUGCGGCGACCGUCUGCGCCCUGCCGACGCGGACUUCGUGCGGGAGGUGCUGCAGCGUCACUGCCUUCCCCUUCUUCUUGCUUGCCAGCGCCGCGGUAUUCAGCAGUGGGGUCUGCGUGGCUGGAUGAAGGGCAUCGACCUGACUUUGCUGGACAACAGCGGAGCCGAGUCACGCGUGAUUACCCCGGCGAAGCUCGUGGAGCUGGGGCUGCAACAGGCCAGAUCGGCCGGCGGCCAGAAGGCCUUCGCGACGGCGACGACGUUGCGGAUGGUGAUGGACGGCGGGCUUAGUGAGGCGCUCGCGUUUUUGGAACAUGUGCAGAAGCGGCCGCAGCGCACGGUGCGGCGGCUGCCGGUGCGACGACUGGUGGGUGCCAGCGGCAGUAUCGGCAGCGGCGCCGCACCGCCACCGGCACCGGUGCUCGACUACACCGUGGCGGUGGUGGAGGCGCUGCUCCUGCGCCGCGCAGAGGAGAGUGCACUCUUCCGCAUUUUCCAAAGCCACCCCUCCGCACCGCUGCUGGCGGGAUGCGGCGUGCAGAGGCUCGCGUUGCCGCCACACGCCACCGCGCCAGAGAGAAGGCGUGGGGGUGGCGGCGGCUAUCUUCUCCCGCCGGGAUCGUCGAUGCUUCUUCUCGUGCGCACGUGCGGCGUGGCCGUGGAUUGGGAUUUGCAGGAUUGCUACGAGCGUCCGAGGUUGUCGCGGCUGCGGGAGCCGCGGCGGCUGGUGUCGCACCCCCCUCGCGACGGCGCUUCCAGCGGGGGCACGCAGCGGCUGCCACUUCCACCAGAGCUUGCGAACGCUGUGGAGCGGGUGACGCUGCAGCAUAUGCGCGGAAUGCUGCAGUACUAUCUCCGCUCGCUAGACGCCACCGCAGCGCCUUGCGCGGCCGGCCGUACCGCCGGUGAUACACCGCUUGCGAGCGGCGUAAAACGAUCAAGGACGGAUUCGGAGAGCGAGAGGGUGGAGAGGCUCUACGAGCCGCUGCCAAACACCGGCGUAGGACCUGCAGAGCGCAUAGCGGGCACGGAGUCAUCAGCAGUGGUGUCACAGGCUGACACGGGUGGUGCGUCUGUUGCGGAUAUGCCACGCACGACGUUGUUUCCUAUUGACCGCGCGGCGGUGCUGUACGUUCUGCGGCACCACCCGCAGUACUACCGGCAGGUGAAGGGGUGCGGCAUCAAGGAGGUGUACGUCGCUGCUGCGACUUUGCCCCCGGCAGAAUCGGCCGUAGUGGUAGCCCGUGCGAAUAUGGCGCCGGAUCGAACUGACGCCCUUGUCGCGGCUGCGGCCACUUCUGCAAGCCGCUUCUCCUCGGCUACUUUGGGGCCUCGCCGAGCGGCAGUCAUUGUUGAGCGGGUUUGCGGUCAAUCCGUCGAGGUGGACGUCGAGGCGUGCUACGACAAGGUGCGCGAGGGUAGGCCACUGCGCCCCUUCGUGAUGCUUGCCUAA